Psylliodes chrysocephalus is the source of this 321-nucleotide messenger RNA. The record is from the annotation of a GenBank genome assembly. NCBI's taxonomy places the organism in Eukaryota, Metazoa, Arthropoda, Insecta, Coleoptera, Chrysomelidae.
AUGACGAAAAAAAUAGAUCAAGUAAAAGACAAUGCUACCGAAAUAUGGAAAACACUUAAAAGUAUCUUAGAUUCGAAAGGAAAAGAGGAUUUUAAAGAUGAAAUACUAUUCAGUGGAAAACUGGUGACGGGUGGGGAAAUAUGUGAGAGGUUCAAUGAGUUUUUCAUAGAUAGUAUUGGGAACAUUGCGAAGAGUAUAAAUCACACUAAAACACCCAAAGAAACUGUGGAAAUCAUAAGUAUCCAAAGUAAAAUGGAGAAGUUCGAUAGCUCAGAUGGCAUUACCAUUAGUGUACUUAAAGCAGCAUUUGAAACAAUAUGA